UAACACCAGUUUCAUUUGUUGUGUCGCAUCGUUGUAUGCCCAAACUACAACUCUGUAGCCUGUGUUUACAGGAUUAAGUUUUUGAGCAAGUAAACUCAGGCUGGCUAUGGAUGAUGACCUAGCUGACUUGUCAUUUCUGAGCUCAAAUCGGCUGGAGCUUCCAGCAAGCUUGAGUGACUUGGAAGAUGUGAUGCAAGUGGGCCAACAGCUGGAGUGUGUGGAGAGCAGCUGGCUGACCUCGGCCGGCGCCUCAAGCCCUGACCAGGUGUCAGCGUCCUUGAACGGCACGGCGCGGCCGGACGUGGCGGCCGCGGCCUUCCCCGUGGCGCCGCCGGGAUCGGCCCACUGUCGCACCGUCUCCGUCUGCUCUCGACCGUCGUCCAGCGCCGACCAGACGGCGCCGGGCUCUCCCCAGCACGGCCGGCCACCGGCGGGCUCGGGGCAGACGGCUCCGACAGCGGCUCCCCGCCAGACACAAGCUCGGGGUCAAAUGACAGCAACUCCGGGUCAGGCGUCUGCGGUUCCCGGCCAGAUGCCAGCGGUUCCCGGUCAGGCAACAGCUGCUCCUGGUCAGACAACAGUUGCCCCCGGCCAGACAACAGUUGCUCCCGGUCAGACGACAGUUGGGCCUGGUCAGACAACAGUCGUUGCCGGUCAGAGGACCGUUGCCGGCACAAUAACAGCAACUCCUGGCCAAAUACCGACGGCUCCUGGUCAGAAUAUGACCUCCAUGCUGGGCAGGGCGGCCUGGGCGGCGGGUCAGGUGAGGCCUGUUGGCCUGCAGACGGCGUCGGCUGCCGCGCCGCCGGUCCGCCCGAUGGCCCCUGGUCGCUCUGGGACGGUGACCCUGGGCAGCUCUGCCCAGACGGCUCAGCGCGCCCGGCCCUCCAAGGUGGUCAUCGUCAAGCCAAAGCCAUUGGCACCCGCUCUGGAACCUGGAAAUAAGAUCGUGGCCAAGAAAGUGAUCGUGGUCGGCUCCAAGAGGGCGGUGACUAGGACCGAUGGACCUCUGCCCGUCAUCUCCACACCGCGGCUGACGCCCUCCCGCUCGGCUGUGCCGGCGCUGCGCGGCGCGGCGCCUCCACCGCCGCCCCCGCCGCCGACCCCGCCGCCGCCGCCUCCGCCACCGCCGCCCCCGCCUCCGACGCCGCCACUGCCGCCACCACCUCCGCCGCAUCCGUCGCCGCUCAGCGCCCUGCCGCCGACCGCCGUCGUGCAGAAGCUGAGCCUCGCUGGCGUGCGCGCCCAGGUCAAGCUGGUCGACGGCAAGGAGCGGAUCGUGCUUUUCAGGAAGCCGGGCGAGCCGGCGGCCGUCAGCGCCAUCUUCGACUCGGUGGACGACGAGGCCGAGUCGCGCUCGUCGGCCGAGCGCACCAUCGACAGCCUGGUGCAGCAGGUGGAGACCGACGGGCGCUGA
Pollicipes pollicipes is the source of this 1417-nucleotide messenger RNA. Its product is annotated as basic proline-rich protein. The coding region runs from base 107 to 1417 and encodes 436 amino acids. The transcript has 7 exons. Lineage: Eukaryota; Metazoa; Arthropoda; Thecostraca; Pollicipedomorpha; Pollicipedidae. The record is from RefSeq and is a predicted model, not a curated record.